Molecule: messenger RNA, 432 nt
Organism: Staurois parvus
Lineage: Eukaryota; Metazoa; Chordata; Amphibia; Anura; Ranidae
Source: the annotation of a GenBank genome assembly
GAUGGAUCCAGUCAUGGGAACCCGACCAGAGAGAUGUCCCCGUCCUCUGUAUUCCCGGGAUUCCACACAGGAAGGUCACACCAUCCUCACCAUCAUCAGGAGUGGAGACUGAGAGAUCCUAAAGCUAAAUGAAGAGAUAGAGGAGAAUGAUGAGGAUGGGGGGAUGGAGGAAUCUGUACCAGGACACCAUGGUGGAGUCAUCCAGCUACAGGAACCCCCAGAGAGAUGUCCCCGUCCUCUGUAUUCCCGGGAUUCCACACAGGAAGGUCACACCAUCCUCAUCAUUACAAGAGUGGAGAUCCAAUCGAUAUAGAAUUUGAGGUGAAAUCAGAAGAAGAAGAGGCGUAUGUGAGGGAUGAUCAGCAGUCUAUGGAGGAGGAUGGAAAUAACGGGGACAUUUAUAGAGGAGGACACUCCUACAGAGAUCAGCAC